Messenger RNA from Schistocerca piceifrons (Central American locust), 733 nucleotides. RefSeq lists its product as uncharacterized. NCBI's taxonomy places the organism in Eukaryota, Metazoa, Arthropoda, Insecta, Orthoptera, Acrididae. The transcript has 5 exons. Bases 6 to 638 code for a protein of 210 amino acids. The record is from RefSeq and is a predicted model, not a curated record.
UCGAAAUGGCGUCAAAACUAGUGUUCCUUGUCGCGCUAGCCGUGUUGUCGCAGGGUGUCAUCGCAGCACCUGCUCCCGAACCGUUGUUUGGUAUCGGUGACAUCAUUGGCGACGUCAUCGACACCGUUACUAAUAUUACAUCCGAUGUGAUCGAUGCAGGAGAGACAAUUAUCGGUGGCAUCGGUGACGCUGUCGAUGAUGUAAUCGGAGCUGGAGAAUCAAUUGUCGGUGGAAUCGUCAACGUUACAUCUGAUGCUCUCGACAACAUCCAGGAUGGUAUUCAGGAAGUGCAGUCUGGAGUUCAGAACCUGACCGGCGAGCUGACGUCGGAGGCGCUGGAGCAGGUGACGCAGCUGAUCGACGCCAUCCAGAACGACGUGCAGCUGCUGCUCAACAUCGCCAGCGGCGUCACCAACUCCACGCUGGACGAAGUGCGCCAGCUAGCCGACGAGGUGGUCACUCUGCUCAACGAGCUGCAGGCGGUCGCCGGCGAGAUCGGGUCCGGCGCUCUCGACGCCGUGGUCGCCACCGUCAAAGGGACGGUGGAGGGAGUGCUGGACCUGGUGAAGGGCCUGCUGCCCGCUGGCGACGACGGAAGCGGUGACGCCACCACUGCCGCUUCCGACAACGCGGCGUGAGGUCCAGCAGCUGCAAACGUGUCCAUAGCAACGGCCGCACUCCAUUGAUUUUCAGUCGCUCACUGUAUUCAUCGAUUAAAAGUUUUCAGCAAUCA